AUGCACAGCUUAAAAGACAAGGGUAAAGCUAUAGAUAAUAGCUCACCAGGUGCACAAGGCAUAAAGCAUGGUAGCCCAUGUCUUACAAAUGUAUAUCAAUCCACAAUUGUGAAUGCAUCAGGAUUCACAAGUGUGAGUAGAGCACAUAUUGCUAGAAGAACAACAAUCAACAUUGCUGGGAAUUCAAAUCAGAAAACUCAAUUCUCCCCACUAGAUCCACAGUACAAUAUUCCCUUUAUAGCUCUUCUAGAAACAAAACUAAAGGAAGAAAAGAUGGAAUUUAUAUAUCAGUACAAUAUUCCCUUUAUAGCUCUUCUAGAAACAAAACUAAAGGAAGAAAAGAUGGAGCAUAUUGCCAGGAAAUUUGCUAGAGACUGGAAUUGGAUUUCAAAUGUUCAGGAAGCUGUAUCAUGCCUAAUGUCUGUGGUUUAUGCCUCAAAUCAAAGGGAGAAUAGGAAAAGAUUAUGGCAGGAUCUUCUGGAAAUCAAACAAAAUGUAAACUGCCCUUGGUUGGUUGGUGGAGAUUUUAAUGCAAUCAUUAGUGCUGAAGAAAAAAUGGGAGGAGCUCCUAUUUCAGAUGCUGACACAGAAGACUUCCAAAACUUUAUAUCAUCAAGCCAACUACUUCAUAUCAAAUCUAUUGGAUGUUUCUACACUUGGAAUAAUAAGCAAGAUGCUAAUACUAGAGUCUGGAGCAGAAUAGACAGAAUUCUGAUUAAUGAUAGAUGGUUGCAUCAUUAUACAUCAAGCCAGGUGGAAUUUCUAGUACCAAUGUGCUCAGAUCAUUCUCCAGCUCUUGUAUCUGUUGGGGAGGAGGAUUUUCAAGGAAAAAAACCUUUUAAAUUCUAUAAAAUGUGGACAAAACAUCCUAACUUCUUAGCACUUGUGAAUUCUGUCUGGGGUCAAGAGAUAAAAGGGUACAACAUGUACAAGUUUUACUCUAAACUUAAGAUGCUGAAACCUGUCCUCAAAGAGUUAAAUAAGAAGCACUUCAUGAACAUUGGGGAGCAAGUUGCAAGAGCUAAAGAGGAAUUACUGGGAGUACAAAAUCAGAUGAGUCUGGAUCUUCUAAACCAGAAUCUGAUUACUCAGGAAAAAAAAUGCAUUCAAAAAUAUAACAGGCUGCUUCAAUGUGAAGAAUCAUUUCAUAGACAAAAAGCAAAUAUCAGUCGGGCUGUGCAUGGGGAUAGAAGCUCACAAUAUUUCCAUUCAAUCAUGAAAGCUAAAAGACAUCAAAAUAGAGUGUUAACACUCUAUUCAGAGAAUGAAAGGAGGAUUACAGAUUUGCCUGAAAUUGCUACUGAAUUUAUUGAAUAUUACAGAAAUAUGCUUGGGAAAAAAAUGAAUACUCUAGAACCAGACCCUGCAGUCAUCUCUGAUGGUCCCAUUCUUAUGGAUAGACAUAGAAAUGAACUGGAGUCUCCAAUCACUAAUGAAAAGAUCAAGCAUGCUGUUUUUACUAUCUCUGAUGAAAAGGCCCCUGGACCUGAUGGUUAUAUUGCAUCAUUUUUCAAAAGCACCUGGAAUAUUAUUAGUGCAUACAUGAUCAAGGCUGUUCAGGAGUUUUUCAGUUCUGGAAGGAUUAUCUCAAAUAACAUUCUACUUGCUCAUGAGCUGGUAAAGCAUUAUGGUAGGAAACAUAUAUCCCCAAGAGCUACACUCAACAUAGAUUUGAGAAAAGCAUUUGAUACAAUAAGCUGGGAUUUCAUUAAAGCUAUGUUGACAGGAUUGGGAUUUCCAGGAAAAAUGAUUGGAUGGAUUAUGACCUGUAUAACUACUACAAAAUUUUCACUAUCCCUUAAUGGAUCUCUACAUGGAUACUUUAAAGGGGCAAGGGGACUGAGGCAGGGGGAUCCUCUAUCACUAUAUUUAUUUGUUAUUGGGAUGGAGUAUUUGUCCAGGAGGAUGAAGAAGCUUAGAACUGAUAACCUGUUCAAAUACCAUCCUAGAUGCUCUGGCUUGGGGAUAACUCACUUAAUAUUUGCGGAUGAUUUGCCAUUGUUCAGCAAAGCUGAUAUCCAGUCUAUUAGUAAACUGAAUAGUUGUCUUCAAGACUUCAGUAGAGUUUCUGGAUUAGAAGCAAACUCCAAUAAAUGUGCUGUCUAUCUGGGAGGGGUUGAGGACAAUGUCAGGAACCAAAUAUGUUCUCUACUGAGCUUUUCUGAAGGUUCUCUACCAAUUAGAUAUUUGGGGAUGCCUCUGAUUUCUAAAAGACUUUUACAUCUUGAUUGCUCAAGUUUGAUUAGCAAAAUUUUAGAACAGAUUCAAGGAUGGCAAAGCAGAAGAAAAAUGUUAUAUGCUGGAAGAAUUCAGUUAAUUAAAACUGUUAUUAUGGGGAUUCAGAAUUAUUGGACAAUAUCUUGGAGAGAUGUAUGCACAGACAGGAAAAUGGGUGGUCUGGGGUUAUACAGUGCAAAAACAUGGAGUUAUGCAGCUGCAAUGAAACUAUUAUGGAUGAUUCAUACAAAAAAAGAUAUAUUAUGGAUUAAAUGGGUGCAUGAAAACUACAUACACCAAGUGGAUAUAUGGCAAAUUCAAGCAAGAAGAACUGAUUCUUGGAUGUGGAGGCAAUUACUCAAGGUUAGAGACUUGGCUCUCAAUAAAUUUGGUGAUAGUAACAAUCUACAGAGAGUUAUGAAAGAAUGCUAUGAUAAUGGAAAAAUACAAAUAUCUGAGAUAUAUAAAGCCCUGACUCACUCGACAACUCCUAAUGAUACAAUGUCAGACUCAAUCUGGGGGGGCUGCACUACCCUAAACACUCAAUAA
Messenger RNA from Asparagus officinalis (garden asparagus), 2766 nucleotides. RefSeq lists its product as uncharacterized. Lineage: Eukaryota; Viridiplantae; Streptophyta; Magnoliopsida; Asparagales; Asparagaceae. The record is from RefSeq and is a predicted model, not a curated record. Bases 1 to 2766 code for a protein of 921 amino acids. Gene Ontology annotation, molecular function: catalytic activity. The transcript is spliced from 5 exons.